UUAAUAUUUCACAACCAAGAUGUUUGAGCUCAAGAACUUACAAAUUCAUAGAAUUGACAAGUCAAUGAAGAUGCUGAGAGUUGUCAUGCUGAUCCAUUUAGCCAAUCUUUCUAUAAGAAUAAUAAGCACACUAGCUUUGGACUUUAUCUGGAUCGAAAAAGAAACAAAGACCAUGAAUCUUAAAGUAGAUGAAUUUUGCCAUAAGUUAUCACCGGACAACUAUGUCGCAAAGAGCAUUGGGACAUUUCUGUUCCAGUCAUCAAGCUUCAAUUUGUGGAUCAUUUCGAUGAUUCUGUACAUCAUUGGGUUGUUAAUUCUGCUAUUUCACUUUUUACCCAAGAAGGCUAUUCUCUCAAAGCUAAUUCGACAGAUACAGAGGAUUGAUCAGCAGACAGUUACAGAGAAGAUGAAUUUUGUGAAGAGAGUUGGCUACUUUAUGAUUCUUGGCAACAUCAUAACCAUCCUGUCAAGAGAGUGGAUUUACUCUUUGGCCAAUCUCUCCACUGUCCGGAUGUCAGAAGUCUUCCUUUACAACGUCAUGAUCAGCAUAUUCGUAAUUAAGGAGACCAGACUGUGCAUUCUGUUGAACUCUUUAGAGAUUUUCCUGCUGAAUUUCAUGAACUUUUAUGUGGUUGAGAGUCACCAGAAGUACAGAGUGCUGUUUAACUCAAUGACAAGCUUGAUUAUCUCUUCAACACUGAUGUUUUACUCCCUCAGAGAUUACAAAGAUAGCUUCGAGACUAAGAAAAGUUUCCAAGAUCAUGUGAGCAUAAUGCGAAGGAUCCUUGAACUUUUCCCUUCAGGUCUCAUGUUCUUUGAGAAGCAAAAAUGCAUCUAUAAGAAUAGGUUUUGGUAUGAUUUAGUUAAGAAAUCUUUCACCUCUCCUGAAGAUAUUGGCCGAAUUGUUUACCCCAAAGAUGAACUGGAGGAGAAAUCUGAGAUCUUGCUGGAAAAAAUUCGGUCUAUUGAGGAUGACUCCAACUCCUUGCUUGAUGAAAUAUUCGCAGUAGAGACAAAAAUGAGAUGCUCUAUUACGAAAAAUAAACUUAUGAAAAAGAACGGAUUCAUUUCGUUUAAAACCAACGAGAAUUCUGAUGUCUAUGAAUUUGAGCUAAAGAGUGAGAAUGGACACCAGCUAGCCGAAUUCGCUACUAAAUUCUCAAUUUUUGAAUUUUCAUCCAGAGAUACACUCUUAAUGGUAGUGAUAAAUGACGUAAGUGACCAACUGAAAAUGAAGGAAGCGCGGAUGCACGAACAACUAAAGUCUGUGAUGCUCUGCUCAGUCUCUCAUGAACUCCACUCUCCAAUAAACCAAAUUAAUGGAACUUUGACACUUCUUGAGGAUAAUGUUCCUCAGUCUGGAAUCCCUUUGAUCAAAAUUGCAAAGAGCUCCACUGAAUUACUUAAACUUAAAGUUGAUGAUAUCCUCGAUUUCGGAGAAAUCCAGACUCAACACUUCAAGUUAGAGACUGAGGAUUUCAACCCAAGGAAGUUAGGUAUUGAGCUUGAUGAGAUAUUUUCACCUGUGGUGAAUUCAUCCAAGAUUGAGCUCUACUUUAUCAUCAAUGAGAAGACACCUAUGGUGGUUCACCAUGAUUACAAGAGGAUCAAACAGAUCCUCGCUAACUUCAUGGGUAACUCUGUCAAAUACUGAAAGAGAGGAAUGAUCACUCUCAGGAUUGGCUGGGAACCAAUCAAUGAGCAAAGAGGAUACCUCAAGUUCUCUAUCUCUGAUACAGGGAUAGGAAUUCCCAAGGAGAAGAGAAAGAAUUUGUUCAAUUAUCUUGACCCUCAAAAUAUUAAGAAUUUACUGAAUUCUCAAGACCAUAACACUACAACUCUAGCAGGCACUGGUCUAGGCAUUUCAGCAAAAAUUAUCCAAGAAAUGGGAUCAAAAAUUGAUUACAUCUCCACUGAAGGAGAAGGGUCUAAAUUUUGGUUUAAGAUAUUGACAUACAAGAGUAAUCCAGAUCAGAGAUUAGACUCCGCUUCAUCAAGUUUUGGAAAGCCAAUAGAGUACGAAAGUGAGAUGAACUACCCCAAGCCGCUUCAGAUCGAUGAGCGGAAAGACCAGAUCGACCUAGGUAUGAAUCAGGCAGUCCAAUCACCUUGUUCUGUAGCUAUCGAAACAGGAAAAUUAUACACUACUGAUGAGAUAUUGGACUGUUUCGAUGAAAACCAUUCAGAUGGAGUCAGCCUAAACAACCAGACUUUUACUUAUGAAGACUUUAUGCCAUUUAAUCGAAGUGUUUACAGUGGAGGUGACAGCAAUGUUCAUAGCUGUGGCGACCCUCGCAUGUUGUACAAAGAGCGAGAGAGGCGAUUAUCGACCCUAAACCUGUGUAAGUCUAAGAAGAAUCAGAAGAAACAAAUAAGCUUACGAAAGUCGAAGUCUAAGCUCCAGGAGAAGAAUUUAAGUGGAGACAGCUGAGCCAUCCCUGAAGAAGGAAGUCUUCCUCAUAUCCCUCUGUAUGUCUCUACUAGUUCCAGAAGAAGCAAGGUCAGGCAGGAAUUUAAUGAUAUGUUAGUCGAGAAAAAGAAAUCAAAGUUCUUCAACCUGAACAUAGACAGUUUACAAAAAGACAAUAAGAAAUCGAAAGAAGAAGAGAAAGAGGCCUCACGAAGAAAAAGUCCUGGCCAAGGAGAAGAGACUCCUGAGCAUUUCCCUACUUCCCAGUUCUUCCUCACAAAGCCUAUGACACUGGAGAAUAUUAAUGAGGUUAUGAAAGAGGAUAGGAAUGCUAUUAAGAAUAAGCGGUUUGCUGUUCGGAAGACCCGAAGUUCAAAUAUCAACCCAAUCACUAUCCCAAAUUUACAUCAUUUCCUAUCACCCAAAGACAAAGUGCCUAAUUACUUGAGUCUGAAAGGAAUAGCUUCAGAGAAUGGGGAGUAUAUUUCCCAUAGAUUCCAAAAAGAUUGUGAAUGUCCUUCCAUACUUAUCGUUGAUGACCAAUAUAUAAACAGGUUCAUCAUCAAACAGUUCUGAGAUAGAUACCAUAUCCCAUGGGUUGAGGCUGAGGAUGGGCGAGAGUCCCUCAAUAUGAUUAAGAAGUAUACGAAAAAGCACUGCUGACAAGGCCUCGAGCUGAUUCUCAUGGACCUUAAUAUGCCCAUUAUGGGAGGUAUCGAAGCAGCAGUCGAGAUUACGAAGAUGAGGGAGAACUAUGAAAUUAACCCUUCUAUGAAGCUCAUCGCUGUCACAGCAUUUACAUCCAAAACAGAGGAGAUGAAGUGUAUGUCAGUCGGGUUUGACGAGUUUAUAUCAAAGCCUUUCAAAAUUUCCCAUUUUCUAAGGCUGGUCUCUGAGUAAAUUUUCUAUAAGAGUUUACUAUCUUGCUUCAA
Messenger RNA from Moneuplotes crassus, 3342 nucleotides. The record is from the annotation of a GenBank genome assembly. NCBI's taxonomy places the organism in Eukaryota, Ciliophora, Spirotrichea, Euplotida, Euplotidae.